AUGGAGGAAGGUAUAUCCGUUAAAAACGAAGGGAAAAGUAUUGAUAUAAAGCAGGAAAAGGAAGAAAAUGUCGAUAACUUUAAGUGUGAUUUUGAAUCUGGCAGUCAAGAUAGCAGUAAAAGUGGCAGUGGUGGAUAUCAACGAUGGGCGCCUAAUUUAAAUGGAGUCCGGAAAAGUGCAUUUACGCCAUACAAAUCGGCCCAAUGUACAGCGUUGACAAAUUUACAAAGAGGUAAUACGCAGGCGCGAGUCCCCGAAUUGCCCCAGCCCGAUUGUAGCUUUCACGCAAAGGCUGGUCGCGGAGAAGUAACUCGUGAGGACGUGAAACUGGAGCAGUAUGUUGAUAUCACGGACGAGCAUGGUCUCACGGCGCUGCAUUGGGCAGCAAGCUAUGGACAGUUAAAUAGCUGCCAGGACCUUGUUUGGAGUGGUGCCAAUGUUAAUGUGAGAGGUCCUGAAGGUGAAACGGCACUCCAUCUUGCCGCUGCAGGAGGGCACCACGAGGUUGUGAAAUUUCUUUUAAAUGAAGGAGCAGAUGCUGAUAUCCAGGAUGAUUCUGGCAGUACAGCACUAAUGUAUGCCGCCGCAGCAGAUUUCCCAUACACUUGCAAUGAACUCCUUAUCCGAGGGGCUGACUUGACCCUUACCAAUGACUAUGAUCAAGAUGCCUACACUCUGACCACAACUAAUAACUGUAAACUGGCUCAAACUGUGAUAGAAAACUUUUUGAUUGGCUGCCUCAGCAAGAUG
Brenthis ino (lesser marbled fritillary) is the source of this 750-nucleotide messenger RNA. The record is from the annotation of a GenBank genome assembly. NCBI's taxonomy places the organism in Eukaryota, Metazoa, Arthropoda, Insecta, Lepidoptera, Nymphalidae.